Molecule: messenger RNA, 2325 nt
Organism: Penicillium concentricum
Lineage: Eukaryota; Fungi; Ascomycota; Eurotiomycetes; Eurotiales; Aspergillaceae
Product: Short-chain dehydrogenase/reductase SDR
Exons: 5
Coding region: 1-2325 (774 amino acids)
Molecular function (GO): protein binding; oxidoreductase activity
Source: RefSeq, a predicted model, not a curated record
AUGAUCCAGGCCGGAACCCAGAGACUCCGAGAUCCCCUCCCACCGCCGCGACGAAUCCGGCACCGCUCGCCCGCGAACCCCUCAGCGACAGGCGCGCCGUUCUCCUCGCUCCAGCGCGCUCAGCGACUGUCGCGCUUCGAUGACCGCUCCAGUCAACCAUCUAGCGACCCUGCGCUCUUCUCCAGUGACGAUAUCCCGGCUUCCGGACUGGAGAACUACCAUGCGACGGUGUCGGGCGCGGGUCGCAAACGGCGGUAUCGGGGGACCUGGUGGGGGGAACAGGUGAUUGAUCCGAAGCGAAAAAGGGCGGACUUUAAGGAUAAGAGGAAUGUUGAUAGUGGUGUGUGGAUGGGGAGUGAUGAGUCUGGCGCUGAAUCGCUUUUAGCGUCGGAGGAUGGCUCGGCGUGGGGAGAAGACUUGCGCAAGUCUGUACUUGAUCCUAGAAAGUCUGGAUCUACGGUCUUCGUUAAUGAGGCGGAGAACGUGCCCGCGCAGACUCGCGUUGCGUUUAGAAGUCCUGAAGAAUCCGAUGCUCAUCGAUACGCGCGGGAGGUUGUCAGCGAUUGUCUUGAUAAGGGACAUGAGAGCAUUGAUCUGGGUGACUUCCACCUGAGAACUAUACCAUCCGGUCUCCUACGACCCCUACAGCACUUAACGAAGCUUCCAUCAGUCAAGGAAGCCCCGGUCUCAGAGAACGUCUUCACAUCUCUACAACCGUUCCUCCACAUAUAUCUCCCCAACAACUCCCUAUCAGCCCUGCACAACGAUCUCUUUGAGCUCAGCAACAUCAAAGUCCUCAGCUUGCGAAACAACAAGCUGACCGAAAUCCCAUCUACAGUCCGCAGACUGAGAGCACUGGAAGUCUUAAACCUUUCCGUCAAUCAAUUGACCUAUCUUCCUUGGGAGGUCCUCAAACUCAUGCAGCAAGGCGAACUGAAACACCUGACCGUACGCCCGAACCCAUUCCUCCCCAUCGAAGAAGCGCAGAUCGCAGAAUGGCACUACAAAUCGACCAAUAAAAAGGAAACAGAGAACGAGGACUCAUCAGAAGAGGAUUCAUCUCCUCCGCUCCAAUUCCAAGAGCAGCAAUCUUCUCCCAACGAGGGCUGGACCCCUAUCCUCGUCGCAACCGGCCCAAUCACCUACAUGAAUAUGGAGGGCAAUCCCAUGAGAGACACCUCAUCCCGCAACAGACACACUCUCAUACCAUCAAAACUGGCCUCUCCUGUAAAUAACGCCCCGUCCCUGCGCGAAGUCGCCCUCCGUGCGGUGAGCAAGCUCCCCUACCUGGAGCAAACCACCGACGAAGAGCUAGCCGAGUAUCCAGCGCUGAUUAUGCCCUUGCUGCAACAAGCGAGAGAAGUGCGCGCUGCGGGUGGACAGUCCUGCUCCGUUUGCCAGCGAAAAUAUGUGAUUCCCCGUACUGAAUGGAUGGAGUGGUGGGACUUUACCCCGUGCGAGAAUGGGAUGAAGAUGCCUCGUUGUCCUGGCUGUUCCUCCGGCUUGGGUCUGUCAUUAGCACGCACAGCCCAAUCAAACGGCCACACGGUACUCGCAACAUCCCGCCAACCGUCCCGCACCCCAGAUCUCGUAUCCGAGAUAACCCAAAACGGGGGCGAAUGGCACGCACUCGACGUCGACAGCCCAACCGCAGCGUCUGAGCUGCUAUCUACGCUCGAGUCUGCAGGACACAAGAUCGAUGUGCUGGUCAAUAAUGCCGGAUACGCGAUUCUCGGGGCUGUAGAGCAGUUCUCGGACGAGGAGCUGCGGGCACAGAUGGAGACGGUGUAUUUUGGACCGAGUCGGUUGAUUAGAGCUAUUGUGCCUGGGAUGAGGGAUAGGCGGUUUGGAGUUGUUGUUAAUGUUAGUUCUGGGGCUGGGUUGGAGGGGAGGGAAAGGAUGGGUGCUUACGCGGCUGCGAAGGCUGCUAUGGAUGGCUUAUGUAAAGUACUCGCUAAAGAAGUUGCGCCUUUCAACGUCCGUCUUCUGACGGUGUGGUUGGGAGUGUUCAACACGCAGUUCGGGACUGGAUGUGUUUCUCCUGCUAACCCUUUACCGGCGGAUUAUGCUGGUUCUGUGGCUGCGAAGAUGUUGGAGGCUAUACAGAGCGGUAAGCAUGUUGCCGAUGGUGACAAGGAUAAGGCUGCCAAGGCGAUUUAUGAAGUUGUUGUUGGUGAGGGUGUUGGUGCUGGACGUGAGAGUGAGGAGUUCUUACCCUUGGGUCGGGAUAUGAUUCCUCGCAUUGAAUUGGUGCGUGAUCGGUUGGUUCAUACGCUUGAUGUGUUUGGGGAUAUUGCUGGGAAUGUCUAUGUUGAUAAGGAAUGA